AUGUCCCAUCCUUUACCCGUCCUCCUCGAUCUUGGUAAUGCCUACCACACAACAAUGGCAAGAAUUGGCGGCGCGCAUAGGAUGGAUCCUGGAUUGGAGGAUACUAUGAUGGUGCAAGACCUGGUAGCCAGUCAGGAUUGCGUCUUUUCGACAUGCCUCCAUACGACGUCUGGAACGAUCUCCGUGAUAUUUUCCCCUCGCUGCUACUUACCCACCUAUCCACCUACCUGUGACACUGGCCUCAUUCUCACCAACGCCGACGAUACCGACCACAUAGUAGCCUUUCAAGACCAAACGCGAGCUCAAGAAUCCCUUUUACUCCGUUCUGACUAUCUGAAAAGGAUCCAUGGCGCAUUUCUGGUUCCUGAACGCGCAUAUAUGCACGUUGGAAUACUCAAAGGCGGGAAGGGUACGUUCCGGGCUAUUGUUUCUGUGUUCAGUGCUUCACGGCCGCCGACAUCUCUGACUCCGAUCUUCUUUCCGUCACAGAUUGGUCUCGUGCGGAACCCAGCGCCAAUUUCAUUGAUGCCGAUAAAUACAAGAUACGAUGCUAGUAUCGCUGUCAAUGACGGCCACAUCGCAAAAGGGACGCGUCAUGGAAUUCUCGGUACUCUGGCGGGCGCGUCUGACGAGCGACCCCAUGCCGAAUCUGUUCCACUGAAGGAUGGUAUUUUUCGCCAGCUCACUCCAAACACUGGUGAAGGGUCCUCCGAUCCAUCAUUCUUCCAAGUUAGCGCCAGAAGUUGCUUUCAGCGUUCCGCCAGUGGCGUCUGUGACGAUUAA
Guyanagaster necrorhizus is the source of this 783-nucleotide messenger RNA. RefSeq lists its product as uncharacterized. The coding region runs from base 1 to 783 and encodes 260 amino acids. The record is from RefSeq and is a predicted model, not a curated record. NCBI's taxonomy places the organism in Eukaryota, Fungi, Basidiomycota, Agaricomycetes, Agaricales, Physalacriaceae. The transcript is spliced from 3 exons.